Messenger RNA from Vitis vinifera (wine grape), 974 nucleotides. RefSeq lists its product as uncharacterized. The record is from RefSeq and is a predicted model, not a curated record. The coding region runs from base 399 to 740 and encodes 113 amino acids. The transcript has a single exon. Lineage: Eukaryota; Viridiplantae; Streptophyta; Magnoliopsida; Vitales; Vitaceae.
AUGGCGCCAUUAAAACUUUGAGCCGAAAACCUCUAACAAGAAACACAUGAAAUCUCGAAGUUAAAAGAAAAGAAUUAUACGGAAUCCACGCGUCAAAAGCCUUCAGAGACAAUUGGGUGGGAAGGAAGGUGAGUCUUGUAAUCACUCCAAGCUUAAGUCCCAAGGCCACGUCCGCCUGUCGUUGAACCCAACUUCCCCACAAACGAUACGUCCAAAGUCUCCUCUCUCCCUUCCUCUCUCUCUCUCUCUCUCUCUCUCUCUCUCUCUUCCCAUAUAAACUCCAAAUUUCUUCCGUUUUUUCUACACCCAUCUCUCUCUCCUUUCCUCUUUCCCUUUUCUUUUCGUAUAUAUAUAUAUAUAAACGGCAGGCCCCUUCUGCUUGAUCAUCUUGUUUCAAUAUGUCUUUCCACAAGCCCAGAUUUUCAAGGUCAUCAGUAGCAGUAGCUGAUGCUGCUUCGUGUUACUGUGCUGUUAUUCUGGUGGCUUUAAUCCUCUUGGCCUCUGUCAGAGAGUAUUCUUCUCUCCCCACAGACGAGUCGGUGAAGGGGCACCAACUUCUGGCGCGGCCAUGUGAUGAAAUCUAUGUUGUUGGAGAAGGAGAAACCCUCCACACCAUCAGCGACAAGUGUGGAGACCCGUAUAUAGUCGAGCAGAAUCCACAUAUCCAUGACCCAGAUGAUGUCUUUCCUGGACUUGUCAUCAAAAUCACUCCUUCAAAGCAGAGGAAGCUGCUGAGGUAGUUUAUACCUUUUGAUUACAAGGUUGUAUUAUAAGGAGAAUCGAUUCUCAUAGGAAGCUAGAACCCUUCUUUUUUCUAUACUUUUUCUUUUUCUUUUUGGUUGAUGUAAAGGACCCAGCCACAUGAUGGUGCCUGAAAUAAGUUCAUGGGCCGCUGCUGUUUCCCUUCUUUGUUAUAUAUAUAUAUAUAUAUAUAUCGAUAUAUAUAUAGAAAAAGAAAAAAAGUCCUUUCAAUA